Messenger RNA from Physella acuta, 1860 nucleotides. RefSeq lists its product as uncharacterized. Lineage: Eukaryota; Metazoa; Mollusca; Gastropoda; Physidae. The record is from RefSeq and is a predicted model, not a curated record.
UAUGCCUCUGGGGGGUGACAUCAUUAAGUGCCGCACCGGGUGACACCAGACCUCGCUACACUACUGUACUGCCAUACUGAAUACAAUAUACCUACCAGCACACGUUCCAUUCCCCGAUCACUAGGUCACCCUGCCCCUUUACACAUAAAUAACCUGCCUUUCAACAACAGGAUCCUAUGAAUCCCUAUUAGAGCUUGACAUAAACGUCCCCUACCUGAGACCGUUGCAAUAAUAGCGGAUUUCAAAUCUGUCAAGCUACACAUUUACACAAGGAUGUAAACUAUAUAUCUUUAUGAACGAUUAAUCAGUGCUGGUUGCUGUUGAUGUAUUUUAAAGCAAGUGUCGCUGCUACGUCAGCUACUACAACAACUACUACUACACCUGACCUGUCAAUUUAAAAGAAUACAACCGCCACUAUCCCGACAACAACAACAACAAAAAUAUCACUAACUACCAUGAAUUCAACAAUGUUUCUUCAAUCAACCUUGAAUACUUCCUUGACAAACACUCCAACAAACCAGCUGUCUACCACUCAAGACUUUCCUACUGAUAUUGUAUUGAUGAUGCGUGUCUCACAAAUGAAUCAACAUACUGCUAAUAUACUUUUCACAGAACUACUCUUAAGCACGUUCUUGUUCUGCAUUUGUAGUGUCUCCUCUUCGUGUAGACUUCCCGCGACUUACCGUCCAACAUCUGAAUACUUUUACGACGCCGGUUCUGUUGAUGAAAGCGGCUAUGGCUACUCUAAUGAAAUAUUCACGUGCAGUAUGGAGGACUUCAAUCUAGCACAGUCUACAACAUACCUGACCUGCAUGCGCAGACAGACAUCUUGUGAUAACUGCGGAUAUUUUAAUUUCACAACCAGCCAGUAUAUUGGUCGAACCUGUCACGUCGAAUGGGUGUCUACGCAAGCAGUAACAAUAGAAUAUACUUCCCACAGAGUGAACUUCACCUGUGACUCUACUAGGGUGCAGUGUAUCAAUAGAGGUGCCUCUGCUAUCCCAACACUGCCUACCAGUUCUAGCACCACCACAGACACUAGUGUAAAACCAAGCAUUACUGAGAUUGUGCAACUUGGUAUUCCUUACAACGAAGAAACCAAAGACAAGAUCUUUUAUAUUUCAAAUAUUCUAUACGCUACUUUUUAUACACUCAAUACUUUCUUCCCCAAAUCACUUGUGAUUGUAAUCGUAAUACUUUUUAUUGUAUUUUAUUUAUGCAAACAUGCACGUCGUAAACAACUGGAAUCAGAACUUCGAAGAAAUGUACGCAGAACAACGUUUGUAGACGUGCGGAACUACUAUACCGCCAGACCCAGAGUGCCAAGACCGAUUAAGGGGCCGAAAUUUCGUCGCCAAUUUUAUUUUUUCAAAAAGUGGUUGACGCCAAGUUCGCUUUUUUCUCACAAUCAAAAGCUCAUUGUUGUAGAAAAAAUUAUUUAAAAAAAAAAGUCAAAGCCUUUUCCAAAAUUAGACCACUUUCAUGACGUACGGUUUGAAACUACCCGCAUCAAAUCGUGUCGAAAAAUUAAACAUCGAAAAAAACUAAUACAUUUAUUUUAACCAUAAUAGUAAAGUAAUGUCAAGUUUAUGUUUGACUUUAAUAAAUUAUAUGAUAGGUAUUCUCGAUGACAGAAUAUGGACAUAAUGUUAAUUAAGGGGGGGGGGGCGAUUUUCUUAAACACUUUUUUUCUAUAUUAGAACUUAUGAAAAAAAAUAUUCUUACACAUAUGGAUACACAUUUUUAUGUUGAUCUCUUUUUGUCUUUUGCUUGUAAUUGUCUUUACUGCGAGAUUUAAAAAAAAAACAAGCUAACAUUAUGUAUUAUUUAUAAAAAUUAAAAAGAAGAAUCUUCCUUUAA